GAUUUUCACACUACGGUGAAGAAAUAAGAAACCAAUUUAUUUUAGUAACAAAUCAUCUGUGAAUUUUAUUGACCUUUUUAUUAAUUUUAAAGAUAGUUACUAAUAACUCAGUAAAGUCUAUAUUUCUAAUACUUUAAUUUUUUUUAAUUUUAUCAAAUAUAACUCAAAUGCUCCAAUCCUCAACCAUAUUAGAAUAAUAAUUUUGAGAAUAACAAUAUACAUUCAAAUUUAUUGUAAAAUAUACUUGGAAGUUUAGAAAAUGGAUGAAGAAGAAGAUGAUGAACCUCAGCCACAAAAGUAUGGAUUCUCAGUUGAAUCCAAAUUGGAUGAAGACCAUCUAUUCUAUCUCCAAUUCACAAAUAAUUUUAUAAGUAAUGUCACAAGACCAAGAGAUUACGAUCACUGUGUGAGAUGGCUGGAGCGGUUGGCGGGAGAGCCGAUGUAUGGCAUAGAGGCAAAGCGCAACCGCAACAUGUACCUGGCUCAGCUGCUGAUCGCCAUGCAGGACAACAAGAUCAUAGGGCCCUUCUCCGGCCCCCCUCCCCAUGGUAAACUCCCAAACGCAGCUGAAGCAUUUGGACUCGCCCCUAAACAGGAAGAUGAUGGGGGAAUCAUAGAAGAUCCAGACCGAGAGCUGAGCAUGGCCGACUACCAGUACGAGUCUGAGGAUGGCCGACUGUACGUGGCUUCAUGCGCUCUGCCCAACAGCAGUGGAGUGAUGGCUUAUGUCGGCCUGACCUUUGGCGGCGGAGAAGGCCUUUGGCUCAACAAGGAUGGCCAGCCUAUAAGACAAGAAGAAGUUCUGGGGAAUGAAGAUAGCAUGAAGGCUAUAACAACAGAGACAAGAAUCAAGAAACAACUUGAAUAUUUGCAAGAGUACAUUGAUGCCCUGAAAUCGCAAGGGGAGAGUGACGAAUCAGUGAAGCAUGCGAAAGACGCUUACCGCUUCUUGAUUGGUUUACCGGUGACGCGGUCAGACAUUGACGUUCUCGAAGUCGGCAGGUACCGACUCGCAAAGGACCACCGGGAUAUUAUCGAAGAUAUCUACCCCAAUGAAAUGGUUGAAUGGAUACAAGAUCUGCUGGUGAAGAGCAAAAAGGAUAUCGAGCAAAGGUACAGAUUGAGACUUGACAGAAUAAUCGGGCCUAUGUAUCAAUCUUAUGCAGAAGAAGUAGAAAAAGGUCUGAAAAAAUUCAAGGAAGCAAGAUUGGUGUGGCAAGAGGUUCAUGAGGUAUUAGCUGAGCUGAAAGAAACAAUGGACGAAAGAGAUGCCAAAUUAGCGGCUGCAUCUAAGGCUCACGGUUCCAAAGAUAAUUCUACAGCUGAACCACUCUUGAAAUCGCUCCAGGAGUCGGAGGCACGAAUGAAGAAAAACCGAUCAAUUGCUCAAGAAUUGAAUGACAAGAUAGCCGAGCUACACAGGAUAAUACACGAUAGUGCAUUGUUCCAUAUGCGAGAGCUGGCUAAAAUGAAUUCGGACAUAUCCAACCUGUCACUAGAAAUUUGCGUCUUACGUAAGGAGAACAAAAAGAAACUGACCAUCAUCAAAACACUAAAUUUGAACAAGGAAAAUAUAUAAUAAUCUGAAUUAAAUCAAGAGAAACUUUUGAGAUGAUGAAUAUACGAAAAUAAUCUGUCCUGUCGUGUGCAUCGUUUUUGUAAUGUCUUAUGAAAAUUUGUCCUAUGUGCUGAAUAUAAGCGCUUUGUGUUUGUCUCAAAUAAAUUGAAUGUAUCACUCUUGAGAA
Molecule: messenger RNA, 1745 nt
Organism: Nilaparvata lugens (brown planthopper)
Lineage: Eukaryota; Metazoa; Arthropoda; Insecta; Hemiptera; Delphacidae
Exons: 8
Coding region: 260-1579 (439 amino acids)
Source: RefSeq, a predicted model, not a curated record